AUGAUACCAAUCAAAGUCGGGAUCAUAGGAUACGGAUUCUCGACCAAAUGUUUCCAUGUGCCCUUCAUAUGUGCCCAUCCUGACUUGCAGGUCGUCUCGUUCGUCCAGCGAUCAGAGGCACCCGCCGACCAAGCCUCUGCUAAGCCCGGCACGCACUGCACCGUGGAUCACCCGGGUACUAGGCACUAUCGGACGACGGACGAGCUGUUCAUGGAUAGUGAUGUAGAGCUCGUCAUCGUGUGCAGUCAUACAGAUACCCACGCGUCUUUUGCUGAGCAGGCUUUGCUUGCAGGAAAACAUGUUGUCGUCGAGAAGCCGUUUACCAGGACAACCAAAGAAGCAGACAGAUUGAUAUCUCUUGCGCACGAAAAGGGCCUAAUCUUGACCGUCUUUCAAAAUCGCAGAUGGGACGGAGACUUUCGAACCCUUCAGGACCUGGUUGGAAAAGAUGCUCUGGGCACGAUCAAAGAAGCCGAGAUACACUAUGAUAUCGACAACCCACCUUGGGUUGCACGUAUGACCAGCAAAGAAUACUCUCCCGGGCAAGGCAUGGCUUUUGGUCUCGGUAACCAUACGAUCGACCAGGCACUCGUUCUUUUCGGACGGCCAAAGUCAGUGACCGGCUUCUUCCGAGCCCUGCGCGGUGUGGAGAGUGAAAUUGACGAUACCUUCACAAUCAUUCUCCAGUACGAUCCUCCCCAGCAAGAUCUGCUGGUGACUAUCAAAACCAAUAUUGUCUCGCCGAUGCCCGAUCAGCUCAAGUAUUUCAUUCGUGGCACAAAAGGUACAUUUGUCAAGGUCAGUCCGCACGGAACCUGUGCACAAGAGCAACAAAUCUUCUCCGGGGCGACGCCUGGCUCCCCGGGCUUUGGAGACGAACCAGAGCAUCUCUACGGGCAACUGACCAGCCGGACAGACCCCAGCAAUCUACUACCAAAAGAGCACACUACCACCACCACCACCACCACCACCACAACAACAACGCCAGUAACAUACGACGCUCCAUCAGACAUAUACAGCGCCCGCUACCCGACCGUACCCGGUCGCUGGCUGGGGUUCUACGAGAGCGUCGUGGACGCGAUCCGCAGGCGAGCGCCGCUCGCGGUCAAGCCAGAGGAGUCGCGGGACGGGAUCCGUGUCAUUGAGCUCGCGAGGGAGAGUCAUCUGGCGGGUGCCACGGUUGCAUGGUCUUGA
Molecule: messenger RNA, 1194 nt
Organism: Exophiala aquamarina CBS 119918
Lineage: Eukaryota; Fungi; Ascomycota; Eurotiomycetes; Chaetothyriales; Herpotrichiellaceae
Exons: 5
Coding region: 1-1194 (397 amino acids)
Molecular function (GO): nucleotide binding
Source: RefSeq, a predicted model, not a curated record